Elgaria multicarinata webbii is the source of this 1025-nucleotide messenger RNA. RefSeq names its product proline rich 15 like (gene PRR15L). The record is from RefSeq and is a predicted model, not a curated record. Bases 240 to 563 code for a protein of 107 amino acids. The transcript has 2 exons. NCBI's taxonomy places the organism in Eukaryota, Metazoa, Chordata, Lepidosauria, Squamata, Anguidae.
GGCGCAGCACGACCAGGUAUGUGGCACCUCAGCACACCUGAGAUGUGAGCACCACUUUUCUACUGGUUGCAGGAGCCAAACCUGCUAAUUUUGCCACAGAGAUCUACCUCAUCGAAAGGUCCCGUCCCAUCUCUUCUUCAUGUUGGCUUUUGCACAGAACAGCUGAACGUACUAUCGGGCGAGGGACGGAGUUUAGAAGUCCAAGGGAACCAGGUGACGAGUUCAUUCUGUCGGCCACCAUGGCGGAAAAUAAUUACAGCUGGUGGAAGCUGACCUUCCUCCGGAAGAAAAAAUCCACCCCUAAGGUUUUGUAUGAAAGCCCCGAUAUCUACGCUGUUGCCAACAACGAGAACCAGCAAGAGGGAAUGCCAGCAGACAGUGGCAGCAGUGGCAGCAGUGAGCGGGAAUUCAAUGCCCGGCUGGAAAAGAUCGUGGACAAGAGCACCAAAGGGAAACAUGUCAAAGUCUCCAAUUCAGGGCGUUUCAAGGAAAAGAAGAAAGUACGGGCUACGUUGUCGGAAAACCCCAACUUUUUUGCUGAUGGCGAGCGGGAAGAAAAAUGAGGGGCAUGUGAAGGAGAGAUGCCCUUUAUAUGCCCUCAUCACUUGAGGACGUUUCUCUGAUCGUGAGAAGCCGACGAGGCAUCUAUUUUUUUGGGUACAUUUGCAAAUGAAGUUAACGAGGGGCUAGCUGGGGCUCCAGGAACAGGUCCUGAUUUUCACGUGAAAAAAGAGAAGGUUCAGGAAAAGGAUGAACUUUGUUAUUGUUGUUGUUGUUGUUGUUGUUGUUGUUGCUCUUUUCUUCUUUUUUAAUUUAAGGAAUAAAACUAAUAAUAUUGACACAAAACACAAGUUUGCUGGCUGAUCAGCAAUGGGGAGAAAGGAAAAGGCAGGGGUACCCCAGAAUGUGAAGCACAGGGAAAGCGUAUUCAGAAUUGUUCCAUGCAGAACAAUUACCCCUGGAUACCUGUUAGCCAUCUUGUUGUCCUCAUAAUCAGGGUAAGUAGAGAGCAGAUAUCUUUGGCA